Messenger RNA from Durio zibethinus, 3794 nucleotides. RefSeq names its product endonuclease/exonuclease/phosphatase family protein. Gene Ontology annotation, cellular component: nucleus. Gene Ontology annotation, molecular function: phosphoric diester hydrolase activity; endonuclease activity; double-stranded DNA 3'-5' DNA exonuclease activity. Lineage: Eukaryota; Viridiplantae; Streptophyta; Magnoliopsida; Malvales; Malvaceae. Gene Ontology annotation, biological process: base-excision repair. The record is from RefSeq and is a predicted model, not a curated record.
UGACCAGAACAAAAACGAAAAGCUUCUUCUAGAUGAUAUUAAACAAAAUAUCCAGAUCACUAGAUGAUCAGUUUUAAAUGAACAUGACAUAAUGCUACUGAAUGUUAAGUGGUAUUAACGACACAGAAUUUACAAUGCACAUACACCAAGGCUUGAAGAGCUAGCAUUCACCAUACUUGUAUCCUACUGUGUUUGCUUGCAUUUCCUUUCUCCUGCAGACAAAUCCCGCAUAUGCCAUUCAGUCAUAUUUAGUUUUCGGCAUCCCAGAUAUCAUUUAGAAUGAAAAAUUUUACCUGGUUUGUUUUGUUGAUGAGCCAGGCAUCUUCAGUUCAAGUUAGGCCGAACCUGUUCCUAUGGACCUGUCGGGAUUUAACUAAAUUUACCAAAAAAACAGAGAUUUCAAGUGGUUCGUAGACCACCGUAGCUCUCGUAGGAUCCGUUGACUUAAUUUCAUUAGCUGCAAAUGUCGUAUCUGAUUUACUAGCCAAAGCCCAAAAUCCUAUCUGGGCUAGAGGCCUCUCAAUAGAUCCCCAUAAACAGAUUGAAACGAUGUCGUUUCUCAAUUGGCCAUCUGCUCUUUUUCCUCUUCUCAUCGGCGAAAUCCAGAAAAAGAAAAGAAAAGAAAAGAAAAGAAACAAAGGGAAAUUAUAAUAUGAAGAAAUGAAGAUAGUGACUUACAACGUAAAUGGAUUGAGGCAAAGAAUCUCACAGUUCGGUUCUCUCCUCAAAUUACUCAAUUCUUUCGAUGCUGAUAUUAUCUGCAUCCAGGAGACGAAAUUGAGAAGGCAAGAAUUAACGGCGGAUUUUUCAAUAGCCGAUGGCUAUGAAUCCUUCUUCUCCUGCACUCGCACCUCCGAUAAAGGCCGAACUGGAUAUUCCGGUGUGGCUACAUUUUGUCGUGUUAAGUCGGCGUUCUCGAGCGUAGAAGUGGCAUUGCCGCUUGCGGCAGAGGAAGGGUUCACUGGCCUUUUAGGAUGUUCUAGAAAAGACGAAACGGCUUCAGUAGCUGAAGGGCUUGAAGAGUUUUCAAGAGAGGAGCUUCUCAAGGUUGACAGUGAGGGACGGUGCAUCAUCACGGAUCAUGGUCAUUUUGUUCUUUUCAACUUGUAUGGACCCCGAGCAGAAAGUGAUGAUGCAGAGAGAAUUCAAUUCAAACUCAAUUUCUUCAAGAUAUUAGAGAAAAGAUGGGAGUCUCUGUUGGGUCGAGGAAGGAGGAUUUUUGUUGUCGGUGACCUCAACAUUGCUCCUUGUGCUAUUGAUCGUUGUGAUGCAGGACCAGAUUUUGAGAAUAACGAGUUCAGGACAUGGUUUAGAUCCAUGCUAGUGGAAUCUGGAGGUCAUUUCUUUGAUGUUUUCAGGGCAAAAAAUCCAAACAGAAGAGACGCAUUUACAUGCUGGCCAUCAAAUACUGGUGCCGAACAGUUCAAUUAUGGGACAAGAAUUGAUCAUAUUCUCUGUGCUGGGUCUUGCUUACAUGAGGAGCAUGACAUAGAAGGACAUAAUUUGAUAGCCUGCCAUGUAAAGGAGUGCAACAUCUUGACAGAAUACAAGCGGUGGAAACCUGGAAAUGCACCAAGGUGGAAAGGAGGGUGGAACAUUAAAUUAGAAGGUUCAGACCAUGCUCCUGUUUAUACAAGCUUAGUGAAAAUCCCUGAUGUCUCACACCAUAGCACUCCAUCUUUAGCUGCCAGAUAUUUGCCAAGUAUUCAUGGUCUACAGCAAACUCUUGUGUCAGUUUUAAUGAGAAGGCAAGCUGCUAAACAAGUCAAAUGUCAUAUAGUAUCAAGUUCAUUUUCUGAUGAAAGUAUCAUCUCAGGAGAUUGUAGUCAUAGUGUCAAAAGGCCGAUCACUAAUUGCAAUGUACCAGGAGCCAAUAUAUCCUGCUGUUCUUUGGACCAGGACUCUGAAAAUACCAUCCUAAAAAAUGAUAAUUCUGAAGAUCUUACCGAGGAGGCUGCUUGUAACACUACAAUUGCAUUCAACAGGCGGUACAUCAGUUCAAUGCCUAACCAAGAAACCAAGAAAAGAGCAAGAAAGAGUCAACAGCUUUCCUUGAGAUCAUUUUUCCAGAAAAAUUCAAACCUAGAUAAUGGUCUUGACAGUUCUGCUACUGAUGUUUCUGGUAACCAGACUGGUGUCCUCGAUUCUAACAGUCAGUCCCCGGAAGCUCCUGUGAUGGAUGAUCAUGGAGGCAGUCCAACACGGAGUGACAUGAAUGGGAUUGCAUCCUCACAGGGUCAAGGAGUACAAGAAGGCAGUCGUUAUUUGGAGAAAGAGAAGAAUAACAUUGCUUUACUGGAGUGGCAAAGGAUACAACUACAUAUGCAGAAUAGCAUACCUCUUUGCAAGGGACAUAGAGAACCUUGUGUUUCUCGAGUGGUGAAGAAACCAGGUCCUACUUUUGGUCAUAGAUUCUAUGUGUGUGCUCGAGCUGAGGGUCCUUCUUCUAACCCUGAAGCAAAUUGUGGAUACUUCAGAUGGGCGUCAAUGAAAUCUCGGCCAAAAUGAUGGUGAUCCUUCAUCUCAAGUUUGACUAAAGGAUGUACAAAUGUACUUGUCCGUCCCCUGCCUGACCUGCUCCUCAAUACCGCGUUAUACGGCUCAUUUUGUAAAUUACCUUAUCCUGUUCAGCCUCCUCCCAUGCUAGAGAGUAAAAUCUUUAUUCAUCCAAAUGCAAAGUCAUCUAACAAAUGGUCUUCCGAAGCCAGUAAGUAUGACACCUAUUGAGGAUGCUGAACGUCAGUUCAUCUUGAUUCAUUACAUGAAUCAAUUUUUGUGCUGUAGUAUAACACUGCACUCGUUGAUGAUAUCAGGCAUCAUAUGAUCAGAUUUCUGUGAUCUGUUUCUUCUUUGUAAGUUGAAUGGUGCAUUAUAUAUGAAACAAAGAGGAGAAUUUUUCUUCAUCAAUCAGUCAUCUUUGUUAUUCUCUCAGCUUUGAAUUAAAACUUCAAAGUGCUUGAUUCCUUAAACCUACUCCAAAAGGCCUUACUAGAUGGAGAUGGGAAUGAUAUGGAUAUAGAAAAACGAUUCAGUGCUUAAUUUUAGAUCAAGAGACACUGACUAUUCGGUCCAAAAAAUCCAAGAUCCGGUUAAACCAAUCAUCAGACAAACAGAGUGAGGCUCCUUUACUUGGAAAGCCAGAUGUGAACAUCUAAGACAAUCAAAUGUGGUAAAAAGAACCAAAGAAAAUAUCAUUUGAUGGUAACUUUAUAAUUAUAAGGAGAAUUCAAAUGGCCGCGUCUGAAUCCUAGUUGAGCUGUUUUUGCUGUUUCCAGGAAACAGCCAAGGUCAAAUUUACCAUAUAGGGGAAUAACAAUUUCGAAAGAAUAAAGCUACCCUUCUUCCACAAUCACUUGCCAAACACCAAAAAAUCUAUCGGUGGAUUUUACUCCUUGGAGGCUAAGUAACUGUUCUACAAUAUAUAUACCUAGUAACAGCAAUUCGUCAUCCUCGUUUCUUUCAAUCAGUCCCCAUCAACGAUCCUCUUUGAAACAAGCAGAAUGGAGCCAGCCAAAAACUGGAGUCGGAUCAGUCACAGACUUCUCCUGAGAGAUCAUACCUCACCUGACAAUGACCGUUACAGAAACACAGUAGUUGAUCGCAUUGAUUUUACAAUCACGGUUGCAACGAUAAGUUUUGGUCUCAUCGUUUGCCUAAUCUACAAAUGCUUUCACCGAUCAAAACACUCUUCUGACGAAAAUCCCAUCAAGCCAAAACCAUCCAUUGACGUCGAACUCGCCUCAAUUCCUGUUCUUGUACAUGGAGAAUCAACGCUGACGUCAUCGAAGCCUUGU